AUGCCCCAAUAUGACUUGGGGUGGGCCCGCGCAAAGCUCAGUGAUGACCGGGCGGCACCGGUGCUGGAGAAGAUGAACGCUGACCUGAAGCCGGGCAAUGCGAAGGCGGCAAAGCUGACGGGGGCCAUGCUCCUGAGGGAGUUCCUGAUGCUGCGGGUGGCCCCGCUUCAGGCGCGCUCACGCCCCUUGUGGACGCUCGGGGGUGAGGAGGACAAGCUUCGCCUGAGCCCGGUAGCCUUGUCUGACGAGGAGCUGGCUGUAGCUCUCCGCCUCUUAGUCGGGGACGACCAAGAGUAUCCGCCGAGUACCAUCGUUCCCUUGUUCCAUCGCAAGGACGGGGCGCAGGUCGCGGCCGCCAUGCCCACCUUCGGCGAGCGCGGCCUCGUGCCGCCGGCGCCCCUUGUGGUCCCGGAGGCGACAGUGCCGGUGCUCGUGUCUUCCAGCAACAUCCUCCGCACCCUUCGUGACGACGACGAGGCCGACGUCCCCCAGGAGAAGGAGGAUCAGCCCGUGAUCCCGACGAGGGACAGGUCAGCACUGAUCUCCCGAGAUGCUGCUUCUGCUCGGACGCCACCUGGAGCUGCUUCCGGCCCAUCUGCUGCUCCUUCUUCUGCUCCUGGAGCCCGUGCGCCCGUGCCCCAGGCCGUGAGGCUCUCGGGCUUCAAGCUUAGCAAAAGGAGGGUGGACAACGCUACGGUAGACCAGCCGCCACCUGUGGCGAAGAAGAGGAAGGAGGACACGGUGACACCGCCCGGGGCUGAUCCAUCCGCGGCGGCCGCACCUCCCUCCGUGGGGAAGGGGAGCGACAGCGCUCGCACCUCCCUAGCCCAGUCGGCCUCGCGAGGCCCGGAAGGGCAUCCUCGUGAGGAGUCAGCCCCCGUGGCCCUGCUGGCUCCGGAGGCGCUGAUGCCCGGCGCGGGUGCUGAGAUACCCAAAGCUCAGGAGCCACCAGCCUCCCAAGCCAUGGUGACGUUGUCGCCUCUUCCUCCUCCCGCUGCACCGCUGGUUCCAAGUCCUUCCGCCUCCCCUGACAUCUUGGAGCGUGCCCUUUCUGAGAUGACCCGGCUGCGAGAAGAUCUCCAGGGCGCCGAACCCCACCUGGCAGCUGGGCGCCUGAAGCUGGUCUCUGGCUGGCUUCAUUCUGACGUGUCCGUUCGGGCGGUGCUGAGCCAGGCCGUAGCAACCUCCGAGGGGGAGAAACAGGCUGCUGCCCAGGCAGCAGCUGCUUGCGAGGCGGCAAUGAAGGACGCCAAGGCCGCCCAGGAUCGUUGUCGGGCGUUGGAGGCUGAGCUGAAGGCCCUGCGGGACAAGCGUGCAGAAGAAGCUCGUGGUCGGAAAGUGGAGGAGGAGAAGAUGAAGGCCCGGGAGGAUGCCGUCAAGGGCCGUGACGCCGAGCUGGCGCAGGCCAUUGAGCGUGGCUGGCUGGAGGAGCUGGAGCAGAACGUGAAGGCGGAGAAGCCCGAGCUUGAUGCCAAGGUGAAGGUCCUGGCCGAGGACCGCGUGGCCUUUGCGCUCUUCGAGGAGAGGUCUCGCACGACGUUGAAGGCACUCUAUAAGAAGGGCCUGGAGAAGGUGCUGACCACUGACGAGGACGUCCCCGCCCAGCUGCUUCCCUACUUGGUCGAGGCACUUGAGGAAGUCGUGAGCGGCAUCGGCCCCAUGGCAGAAGAAGAAGCUCGCGUCCUUUCUUCAGCUGCGCUGACGCGCGUCUUUAGCCACCCCCAUCUUCGCGAUCCUACCACCCGCCUUGACGAGCUUCUUGAGCCUGUGAACGACGAGCACUGCGCAGCUGCUGCCGCAUCCGUGAAGGGUCAGGUGGAGGCCCUGCUGAAGAAGUUCCGCGCUUUCGCUCGUGCGCCUUUGACUGAUGGUGCCACCAAUCCUGCAGCCCCGGCCGGUGGUGCAGGUGAAGGCGACGCCACCAAGGAAGGAGCAUCCUUUGGGGGGGCCGGUGGUGUCCAGGGAUGA
This is a messenger RNA of Aegilops tauschii subsp. strangulata, 1968 nucleotides long. Lineage: Eukaryota; Viridiplantae; Streptophyta; Magnoliopsida; Poales; Poaceae. The record is from RefSeq and is a predicted model, not a curated record.